This is a messenger RNA of Lutzomyia longipalpis, 4431 nucleotides long. RefSeq lists its product as uncharacterized. NCBI's taxonomy places the organism in Eukaryota, Metazoa, Arthropoda, Insecta, Diptera, Psychodidae. The transcript has 3 exons. The record is from RefSeq and is a predicted model, not a curated record. The coding region runs from base 654 to 1199 and encodes 181 amino acids.
AUGAUUCGAAUCUGUGUGUGUGUGUCUGUUACACCCCCUCGUCGCACUUGAAUUAGUUUUAGAUUAACAUCGCACCCCCUUUUUUCUGGGAGGGCGAGAGGUGGCUGUGGCCACUCUUCCGGUUAUAUAUUCUCAAGUGGAUGGUUUUCGUGAUACAAAUGAUGAUGAUGUGAUUUUGAUUCGCCCUGCCAAAUAAAGUUCAUUUUCCACACAAAGGAAAUAUACAAGAAAGGAUGAGCGGAUGGGGAAAAUGAGGGUGAAUGUGGGUGAAUGCGAGAAAGAGGAAAAAUGAUACGAAGAUUCCAAUCGUUUAGUGGAUCCCCUUUGGAUGAAAUUUCAUGUGGAUGAAUUUAUCUUUUUGAUAGAUUUUUUUUUAAUUUAAUGAUUUUAUGAAAUUUAAACUGAAAAUUCGCUUUUGAAAUGCAUCGAAAUCCACCCCAAAUCCAUACUCGCUUUCUGUUGGAAAUGAAUUUAUUGGAAAUUGGAAUUAUUUUGAGCACUUUAUCCAGUACAAUACGAGGUCGCCCAGGCAGGAUUACGUUUUAGCCACCAUGGAGACAGAGAAAAAUUAAAUCAAUAGUUGAUAAACAGUGUGAUAUAUUAGAUACUUUUCUGGGUCGUUCACGGGGUAUUCGUCAUUAAAUUCAGUGAAAAUGUGUGAGAAAGCAGUCCAUUGUGGUAUAGACCAUCUUCGAGCUAUUUUGCAGCAUGAAAUUGAAAAACGAGACGAUGCGCGGGGGCGCUGCAGCGAUUUGGGGCGACAAAUUGAGGCUUUCGAAGCCAUGACCGAGGAGGCACGUCGGCAGCCUCAGAGCUCCCUGGAUCCCCUUGUGGAGAAGCAGGCAAACACCAACAGCGCCCUCGCAUCACAAGUUGCUGCCACGCGUGAGCAGCUGGACAACCUUUCACGCUCCUUCCGCAAUCUCGAAGUUUGCAGCAAGGAAUGCGAUCUCAAUAUGCGUGAUCUCAUUGUGGACUAUGCUUGUAUCACACGCAGUGAGCUCCUUAAGGAGGUGAAACGUUUCGAACGGAUGCAAAUUGAUCUGAAGAGCAACAUUGACCGAUUGCAGUUUCGCCUUGACUGUGAGUCAAAGCAGUACUACUCGCUCCUCGAUCAGUUCCAGAAGCUUCAGAUUGAGCUGUACUACCUACAAAAUCUCGGUGAAAAAUACUCCUUCCGGAAUUUCUUUGUGCACUAAAUUCGUUGCACGUUUAUUCAAUGAUUUGUGAAAUUGGUUUUGAAAGGAAUAAAAUCAUUUAAUUCCAGAAUGAUUCUUUGGUUAAUGUUUAAAAAAUAAAUCCUUGAAAAUCAAUAUUCUAAAUACAACAAGAUAAUAAGAAAAUUCUUACUUUGAAAAUUUUCCUCGUGCGAAUUUUCCUUAUUUGAAUGCGAAAUGCGUUUUUCUCAUUUUUCCACGAAUUUUGUGACUUCACUCUAUACAUAACAAUUCCUACUACCCCUUUCUGCUCAGAUUAUGGUGUAUUUUGAUAACCUUGAUAGCAGAUUAAAAGCUUUGUGUGUGAGAAAAUUCCAAAGCUCCGAGAAAGGUGCUGGAGUCCCUUUCCUUGUAUUUUUAGGACGCUCAAACAAUCCUUUGAUAGUCUCUCUGAUUGAAAUCCUUCUUAUAGAGCUCUGUUAAAAAAAAGUUCAUGCUACGAUUAUUCAUUCACUUUUCAUUUCAUUGAAGGUUCUCUCUUUUACUUUUCCACGCUGAGUGAGUGAGUCUUUUCUAGGAAGAAGAAAGCUCCACGAAAAAAUGCUAAGUACACAUACAUUGAGGAAGAUGAAAUCUCCGGGAGAUUCCGCUCAUCAGCCUCGCAUUGUGACUUUUGGGUGAAGGAGUGAAUGACUCUUGAGAAUUUGAUCUCGAUUGUGUUCCCAUUUACGCAAGAAUUGCCCUGAGGGGGGAGGGGGUUGAUUGUAAUUAAUGAUCUCUCGAAGGGUGGUUUGAGGAAUCUUUUUAAUUUCUCUCCCAGAGCAAAGGAAAUAUCGAUUUACAAUUUUCCACUGGCCACACAUUUAUUAUUCAGAAAGUCAUCUCGACGUGAGCUCGCGAGCUGUCGCGCUGUGAGCUUUUUCUCCCGCAAUGUCCCUGAGCUUUUUUUUCCAGCAGGAUGCUAUGCGGAUAAAUGAAUAAUUCACAUGAGCACCAGACGAUGGAAAAUAAAUGAUCAUAAAUAAAUCGACCGCUGAGGAUGUCAUAUCAAAAACUAAAUAAGGGUGAAAGUGUCGCGCAUUUGUUAUUUCGUUUGUCCUUUAGCGUGGUUUCUUUUUGUUGUGCGCACUUUUUGAGGGUGCCAAGAAAGAGGAAUGAAAAGCAGCAUUUUUGUCUCGCAAAAUCCCUCAGCUUUUAACCUAAAUUCCAUUUUGCCCUCUAUAUUUUCAAGGGGACACACCGAGAGUAGAAUCGCCUAAAUUAUUUGUUCACUGUCACUUGCCACAUGCGCCAGAUUGUGAGGGUAGGUGAAUAGGGGGUGGGAUUAAAUAUUUGUGAAAACAAUCUCUAUACGGAACAAUUCAAUUAAAACCCAAAAUUAAUGGCCAUUUUCCAACCCCUAUUUACAGUGAUUUUAUUCUUAAUUUACGGACAAUAUUUUCGUUGACACAUUUAGAGAUUAUAAUCAGCAUACAUUAAUGAACACUGAUACUCCCAAUACAUCCCAAUAUUAUAUUAAUAUAAUCCUUUAAUUUUUGUAUUUUUUUUUCGAUCAAUUUUGUUGGAAAAAAUCUGCAAAUUUGAUGUAGAAUUAACUAAAUUGGAACAAUAAAAUUAGUUUCUGUUUUUAUUAUGAAUGGAAAGUGGAGCACACAGUCCCCUUUCCCUGGAUUUAGCGAAAUAAUAAAUGAAAAUUUUAAUAAUUGAAGUAUUUCGUUGCGGUCAUAUUAUUCAUAUUGAUUUUUAAAAUAUUUUUAAUUUUCUUUUUUAAUAAAUUAAAUAUGCUAAAAUAUUGGAUGAACUUUUGUGAAGAAAUAUCACGACAAAAUAAAUAAUCAUAAAAAAUAGUUUUAACCAUAAAUUUCCUCUUUAUUAAUUUAUUUAAGAACUAGGAAGCAAAUCUUCUUGUUCAGUGCGUUUAUCAUGCGUGUGGAUUCAGAGGCAAAAGUAUUUAAAUUUUGUGAAUUAUUUUCCAUUUUAUCCUGCAGAAAAUUCAAUAAACAUUUUAAAUAAACUUUCGCUGACAUUUAUAUUGAAAACAGCUUUUUGUUGAAUUAUUUUAAUUCUCAUAAUCAUAUUUCAAAAUUUAUUCAAUAUUUUUGUUAUUUAUUUGUUUUAAGCAAAUUUUCAGUAACUCAAUUAAAUAUGCUCUCUCCUCGAUAUAUAUUAAACUAUUUUUCGGAGUAAAACAUAAAUUCUGUUGCAUAUUUUUUGUUUGUUAAUUUUGUUGGUUUAUCUGCAACUAUUUGGUAUAUAUCCAGGAUGUUUUUGAUAUCCUUUUCCGUUUCAUCCCCUUUGGGAAAUGUGAGUGAUACGAUGAAUUAUUGUAGCGCAUAGUGCAAUAAAUUCACAAUGUGUCAAUAUAUUUUCUUCGUUUUUGCAAAAAUAUGUACUUUCAUAGUCCAUCCGUAUGUGCAUCAUACAACAAAUUUUUGUGAUAUCCUCGAGGGUAUGUCUUUUGCAUUUGGCAACUAUACAAAGUUUAUGUACAAACUACAUUUUGGUUUGGCUUUAGCACUGUUGGUGAGUGGAUGCAUCCACGAAUAUGUAUUGUCCACGAGUGUCCUUAAAAAAAAGCAGCGAAUUGGUAACUAAUGACCAAUCCACGGUCAAAAAAUCAAUUUUGUUAGCACUCUAAAAUUCCUUACCCCGUGUAUGUAGUUUUUUCUGUAAUAUCGCAUUUCAGUUUAAUCCCCUGUCAUUGUAUUUUAUUGCUUCAGUGUUUCACUUUUAUGUUCACAUUUUAGCUCCAUGCAAACGUUGAAAGUUCUCUUCCUCUGUUGCUCUUGGGAUCCACGUUGUUCUUUUUUUUGCCCUCUCUGUAUGGAAUGAAUCCACGCGGAAAAGCACGGAAAGCUCUCAAAAGAGUUUGAUGGUGAAGCAUAAACUAAUUUUAUUGCUCUAUAUAUACACAAAACGAAAUAUCCAUAUGCAAUAGUUCUAUAUAGAUUCCUCAUGAGUACUUUCCCCUCUCAGAAGUUUUUGAUUGUUAUUGAAAAUUAAAUAAAUGGAGCAACAAAGGCAUGUGACAAGUUGUGAAAUUGGAUUUUAGCUGGGGUGCAAUUAAUGUGACAUUAUUUCAGCAAAGAAGUGAGCUUUUAUUAUACAUUAUAUGUUGCUCAAACACAUCCUAUUGCAAAAGUUUGGUAAUUGAUUAUUUUUAGCAAGAAGGGAGAAGUUUGAAGAAAAAAUAUGAAUGGAUCCACGGGGGUGUUUUAUGCUACAUACAUAUAUUAUGCUAUAUAAGAAGAAAAGAAGAAGAACAAUCGUAAUU